AUGGCCUCAGCGGUAGUGGCAGCGUACGAGCAGCUGCUCGUAGACAAUGUCUCGACCGUGCGCACAGUCGAGAGCGCAAUCCGCAACGUGACAUGGUUCCUGCCAGGCCGGUUCGCCGACGCCGACAUUGCGUCCGAGGGCCUGUACGCCCUGCUGUCCGUCGUGUCGAGCGUGCACGAUGACCUGCUCGAGAAGCGUAUCCCCCCGGCCCUGUCCCUCCCCCCGCACCCCUUCGCGCCCGGUGCCGCCGCCCCCGAGACCGCUGGCCUGCUUAGCACCAUGCCCCCCGCCGCGCCGAUCACGCCGCUCCUUCCUCCGGCGUCAGAACAUACCCGCUACACGAGAUACUGGAGCGAUCGGAGCCCCGCGUACCGCCGCCUGUCGCGCGCUCUGCAGACCACGACGUACAUCGAGCUCCUGCUCGAGAUGGUCGUCAAGAAGAAGGCUGGAGAUCGGAACCGCUGGCGUCUGGUUCUAGGCAUCGAGGGAUUCAAGUCUGUCAUCCGCCUCAUCCUCAUGACCAUCACGCGCCGCCCAGUCCUUCUCCCGCCGACGCCGCAGCGCGAGUUUGACUUUGCGCUCAUCCCGCAGGACAAGAUCCUGCCUCCAGAGGGUGUCAAGCCAAAGGACGAGGAGAAGGCCCUGCCCGCCCAGCCGACGGGCCCGGCACGUGCGGUCAUUCCGUCGCUCGCGAAAGCGCCCCUCCGGUCCCACCUGUACCCUCUCCUCACCAGCCUGCCCGAGGAGCACCUCGCCCACCCGCUGUCUCUCCUUCCCGAGCUCUCGACACCCGGCGAUAUCGCCGCCGAGGUGCUCUCGUCGACUGCUGUUCUUGUUCAGGUUCUACUCCUCGUGCACACGAUGCGUUCGCCCUCCGCGUCCCGUUACCGCCCAGCAUCCCUCCCUACGCUGUCGCGCGCCAUCCCACCGUUCCUCAUCCCCAUCCUGCUCCAGCUCCUGGCGCGCCGCCUCCGCGCGCCAGCCGGCGAGUCGACCCUACUGGCCGAGCACUAUGCCCAGCUGGACCGCCGCAUGGCCUCGAGAUUCUUCCUCCAGGGCCCCAUGUGGAUCGGAUGGACGCGCCCAAAGAUUGUCUCUGUGGUCAACUUCUUGGAAAAGAUCCCGCUCAUCAGCUUGGCGGGCGAUCUUAUCUCGGGAUACCUGCCACUGGUCGACGACUACUUCUGUGAGUGGGCAGGGCUGGCCCGGGCUCGCGAAGCGGGCGCAGGACACACGGUCACCUAA
This is a messenger RNA of Vanrija pseudolonga, 1245 nucleotides long. It is a transcript of the gene PEX16, whose product is annotated as Peroxisomal membrane protein PEX16. Lineage: Eukaryota; Fungi; Basidiomycota; Tremellomycetes; Trichosporonales; Trichosporonaceae. Gene Ontology annotation, cellular component: peroxisomal membrane. The record is from RefSeq and is a predicted model, not a curated record. Gene Ontology annotation, biological process: peroxisome organization. Bases 1 to 1245 code for a protein of 414 amino acids. The transcript has 5 exons.